Molecule: messenger RNA, 492 nt
Organism: Annulohypoxylon truncatum
Lineage: Eukaryota; Fungi; Ascomycota; Sordariomycetes; Xylariales; Hypoxylaceae
Exons: 1
Coding region: 1-492 (163 amino acids)
Source: RefSeq, a predicted model, not a curated record
AUGGCUUCUAGCCCGAGGCAACCGUCUAGACUGUCUAGGACUCCCCUUCAAGGAUUAGAAGAUGAGAUUAAAGUAGGUGUCUUCGAUCAAGGCAAUGUUCCAUACAAUGGUGACCCGCAGCUUAUUGUACCAAAUGGCCGGUCGGGAUGCUAUGGCCUUUACCUGAUCACGCCAGAGGGUGUAGAGUUUAUCUUUCACCAUGCGACUAUGAAGUUUGCCACGACGUGUGGAUGCCUCACUAAAAUGAACCCGGGAGAGACGACGUUUCAGCUUUCGGCUGCGCUAGAUGAUUAUCGUUUACGACUCAUUCGCCAAAAACAGUAUCGAAUUGGACCAAAACUUGCAGCUAUGAUUGUCAUGAAACUGUUUCUUGGUCUGGAAAUUCCAGAGCCAUUCCACGCUAGACGGCAGACUGAGAUUAAAGAGCCUGAUUUAGACGCAGAGAGCCAUAACACAAAGGUCCACCCUCCCGCUCAUGAUAAAUCUGAAUAA